AUGCCGAAGCAACGCAUGAUAUUCGGCCGUCCCCUCCCCCGCAUCGGCACGCGACGCAUCUCCUUCCUCCUCGUCUCCAUCUCCAUCUUUGCAGUCUUCUCCCUCCUCUUCACCCUCCCGAGCUCCAUCCCCUCCGGUCCGAGCCUGAGCAAGUACACCGACCACAAGUUCUCCAUCCCGAGCAUCAAGAACGCCUUCUCGUCCACCAGCCGCCUCAACCCCUUCCGCUCCCCCUCUCACCCGCCCCCGCGCCAGCAGAAUGACACCUACGGCGAGUCUUCCUGGUGGGCCGACUGGAAGUGGCUCUCCGUGCCUUUCUCCUCCUCCCUGACCCUCGACGAGGACCGCUCCCUCCUCCCGCCCCUCAAGACGCGCCCGCCCAUCUACUGCUACUACGACACCACCAUCAAGAAGGACGCCGCUUCCAAGGACGCGGAGAGCGAGCUCCUCCUGACAUGGCGCCGCGCCUGGUGGGCCCGCGGCUUCAAGCCCAUCAUCCUCUCCGCCGCCGAGGCCAUGAAGAACCCCCUCUACGACGAGCUCCAGCGCAACAAGGACAUCGACCCGGACCUCAAGACCGACCUGAUGCGCUGGCUCGCCUGGGACAACAUGCGCGGCGGCCUCCUCGCCCACCACACGACCCUCCCCAUGGGCUCCCACAUCGAUCCCCUCAUCUCCUACCUCCGCCGCGGCGAGUACCCCCAGCUCACGCGCUGGAACAACCUGGGCAACGGCCUCUUCGCCGGCGCCGAGAAGGACGUCACCGCCGCCAUCAAGGCCGCCAUGGCCGCCGGCUCCAAGCUUAAGGAGAGCAAGGACUUCGUCGCCGUCGCCUCCGAGGACACCUUCAAGAUCGACAACUUCCCCAAGGCAAUCGCCUACUACGACGUCGAGAUCAUCCAGGACAAGUACCCCAAGGUCGCCGAGGCCAUCGCCGCCGACCGCGCCGCCGGCCUCAAGGCCCUCAAGGAGCUCAUCAACGCCCACCUCCACACCACCUGGCAGAACGUCUUCUCGGACGGCAUCGCCGUCCUCAAGCCCCUGCCGCAGCACAUGACGCACAUGAUCGACGGCGCCUGGCACCUCGCCGGCGACCUCUCCAUGUGCCCCGACUCCCCGAUGCCCUCCUCGUGCCCGCCCAACAACGCAAAGUGCAAGCCCUGCGUCCCGGCCCAGCCCAUGCACGUCUCGACCCCGAACCGCUACUACAACACCACGACCCUCUACACCAUCGGCACCGUCCCGCACCCGUACACCACCGCCCUCCUCACCAACCUCCAGGACCACAUCGAGAUCCCCUGGAUCCGCCGCAAGUCGGAGCGCGACGCCUGGCUCGCCGCCGUCACCAAGGACCUCGUCGGCACCGGCGUCGGCAGCCAGUACCGCAUCAUCCGCUUCAAGGAGGCCGUCGCCGGCGAGUACGCCACCUCCCACUCCCUCUGGCUCCAGGCCGAGAAGGACAUGCCCAAGGACCUCGACUGGCACCUCGGCUUCGCGAUCCCCCACAACGCCACCGACGGCACCUCCGAGACCCCCGUCCCCGGCCCCGAGCGCCGCCCCCAGCCCCAGCACGACCCCAAGGACGGCCCCGUCGCCUCCGACGCGGACCUAGACAAGGAGCCCCCGCUGCUCAAGAGGGCGCGCGAGAUGGGCAAGACCAAGGACCCCAAGGACCUCGCCGUCCGCAGCGCCAUCGAGGCCUGGAACCUGGCGGACACCGAGGCGUGGAAGUUCGCGAGGGCCUUCCUCGCGCGUCGCAUCGUCGAGCGCAAGGAGUGGGAGGACAACGAGAGCCAGUACGCCGGCGGCGUCGGUAGCGAGAAGGGCCGCAGGCAGAGCUGGGGCGAUCGAUGGAACGAUAUGAAGGAGUAG
This is a messenger RNA of Colletotrichum karsti, 1872 nucleotides long. RefSeq lists its product as uncharacterized. The coding region runs from base 1 to 1872 and encodes 623 amino acids. The record is from RefSeq and is a predicted model, not a curated record. The transcript has a single exon. Lineage: Eukaryota; Fungi; Ascomycota; Sordariomycetes; Glomerellales; Glomerellaceae.